CCUCCCCUUUACUUUCUGCUAGAUUCAGAACAAAUUGGACUCAAAGCAAGUCUUCAAGUUCCCACUACAGAAACUCCUUGAGUUAAACUGAGACACUGACUCAGAACCUUGACCUUACGCCAUUCUUGGAACAAGAGCAUUAUAUAUGAUCUGAGGAAGAGAUGGCCAAGAGCAGGGACAGAAGCUCCCCCAGGGCUGACCCAUGUUCACAAGCUGAGAAGCAGCAUGGUGUAUUGCUUGGAAUCAGAAGUAGAUUCAAAGGGGGCAGCAAGGUGGCUCAGUAGAUAGAGAGCCAGGUCCUGGGCUCCAAUCUGGCCUCAGACACUUCCCAGCUGUGUGACCCUGGGCAAGUCAAUGAACCCCCAUUGCCUAGCUCUUACCAUUCCUCUGCCUUGGAACCAACACACAGUAUUGAUUCCAAGACAGAAGAUAAGUUUAAAAAAAAAAAAACUGGAUUCAAGUUCUAGCUAUGUGAUCAUGAGCAAGUGACUUUUAAACUUUCUGAGCCUCAGUUUCCUCAUCUGUAAAACAGCUCAUGAAGCUAUGGUGAAGAAAGCGCUGUAUAAACGCUGUUUAUUAUCAUCACUCACUGCCUGACCAAGCCCCUGUGUGAAGGGGGAUACGGCCCAGUUGGACGCAGCUUUUCCCAUGGUCCUCUACGACCCUACGACCCUCAUGCUCUGUGUCUAAUGGCUGAUCUAGUAUCUUCCCCAUGACAAGCUUGCCAUCUACAAGCUGCCCCCAUGGCUGCUAUGGGGAGUGAUAAAAGGAAGGUCCUGCUGACUGGGUUUUUCCCUAGUUAAGGGGAACAAGCAGAGGUGGGCAAGCAGAGGGCCCUAAGACUCUUUAUCUCCCACAGGCCAUGUGUCUGGAAGCCUGUGGUGGGAGAUCUCAUUGCAGGGCUUUUGUGACUGAAAGUGGAGCUGGCUCAUCCUACUCCUGGGUGGUAAUGUGAGCCCCCACUGGGGGAGGGGGAGCCCUGAGCACCUUGAGUACCCAUCAGACUCCCUGGGAUCUGGCCCUGGGGCCAGCCACAUGCAGGAGAACAAGAUCCAGACCAGUGGUGGAGAAGCAGAAUGUUGCACAUAGAGGGAGCUCCUGAGGGUGAGGCCGUUCCUGCUAAGGAGAAACCUUCUGACGUGGGAGCCCGCCGGAAUGACUGCAUCAUCUGCUAUUCCUCUUAUGACUUGGCUGGCCGCCUUCCACGCCGUCUCUACUGUGGCCACACCUUCUGCCAGGCCUGCGUCCGGCGACUGGACACCCCAGCUCACGAACAGCGAUGGAUCCCUUGUCCCCAGUGCCGCCAGAGUACACCCACACCCCGAGGUGGCGUAGCCAUGCUGGACCUCGAUCUGGCUGCCUUCCUUGCUGUGAAGGCCGAGCGAGAGCCCCCCCGGGGAGAGCCCUGGUCUCCCACUCCCCACAAAGGCAGCCCUCCCAAGCCUGGCUCUGUCAUCACUCAGCAGCCAGCCCGCCACUGUCCAACCCUAGGCCCUCAGCCCAGCUUCCCCAGACAGGGUUGCUGUUGGGGCUGUUGUGGCUGUUGGGGCUGUUGCCCAUGCUGUGACCCUGAGGGCACCCCUGAAGUCUAAGCCUUGCCUGGACAUACAUGUGCCCAGCACCAGACAUCCUGCCAUGGAACAGUCCCCAGCCACAAGCUCUUCUUCGGAAGCUCUCCUCUGCUUGGUCCCCUGAAUUAGCCUGUACACGAGGCUGAAAAUGGGGGUCAGAGCUGCAUCCUGUGUCACGUCUCAUCACGGCUCCUUUGCUCUUCUCACUAGGUCCCCAUUCCCUCGCCAGUUGCUACCCACCUCUUCUCUGUGCUGAUUCAUCAUCCUAGGCUCCCUAGCAGGACCUCGUGUUGUGGUGGUUUGGAGCUUCUAGUUCUUCAAGGUGGCAAAGGACUUCUGGCUGCCGAAGCCUGCUGAAGGUUUCCUCGGCUGCCUGGGUCCCCUAGAAAACUCAAAUCUUGGCAGUGAAGCCCCUUAGUGAGAUGGGAUAGGGCUGUGAACCUGCCAUCCCGAACAUGAGCUUCAUAGGCUACUCGGAUGAAAGUCUGUUGUCCCAGAACAGGCCACUGCCUGGAUCAUGAGGGUAGGGGUGCCUGGGACCAUGGCCGAAAUCCCCGCCGUUUGGGAUAGGGUACAAGGGCUAUGUUUACACCCAUUUGUUCUGUUUGUUGUUGUUGUUGUUUUUUUAAACUAAAG
Molecule: messenger RNA, 2207 nt
Organism: Monodelphis domestica (gray short-tailed opossum)
Lineage: Eukaryota; Metazoa; Chordata; Mammalia; Didelphimorphia; Didelphidae
Gene: RNF224
Product: ring finger protein 224
Source: RefSeq, a predicted model, not a curated record